Daucus carota subsp. sativus is the source of this 957-nucleotide messenger RNA. Its product is annotated as protein LURP-one-related 12. The record is from RefSeq and is a predicted model, not a curated record. Bases 162 to 803 code for a protein of 213 amino acids. Lineage: Eukaryota; Viridiplantae; Streptophyta; Magnoliopsida; Apiales; Apiaceae. The transcript has 2 exons.
GCUCCUCUCUCUCUCCCAACGCUCAUUAAACACACACAUCUCUCUCUCCCCCAGUGACCUCUUCUCUUUCUCAGACGCUCAAUACACAUCUCUCUCUCUCUACAAGAUCUAUUUGUUCUUGAAAAAUCAAAAUACAAGUAAUCCCAACCCAACAAAAAUCCAUGAAGAGAAGUGAAGUUAUAGUCGACGGAAGCUUCAUCUACGAGAAGGAAACCCAGCUCACUGUCCGUAAAACGUGUCUGUUCUUCCCCGGCGAUGGCUUCACCGUCUAUGAUUGCUCCGGCCACCUCGUUUUCCGUGUCGACACUUACGCCACCGACGCUAGCCACCGAUCUGAACUCGUCCUCAUGGACCCCUCUGGCCGCUGCCUCCUCACCGUCCGCCGCAAGAGACCGAGUUUGCAUCAACGAUGGGAGGGGUUUCUCGGCGAGAGAAUGGAGGGCCAAAAGCCAAUUUUCAGCGUGCGACGAUCUUCAAUAAUCGGGCGAUCAAGCGUGACGGUCGAAAUGUACAACAAUCCAGGCGAAGAGUACCAAAUCGAAGGCUCAUACGCACAGCGAAGCUGCGCAAUAUACGACAUGGAUAAAAAAACAGUGGCCGAAAUUAAACGUAAAGUGGAUUGCACCACAAAUGUGGUGCUUGGAAAAGACGUAUUCGCACUGUUUCUCAAGCCUGGAUUCGAUGGUGCCUUCGCUAUGGGGCUAGUUCUUGUGCUUGAUCAAAUUAACGGUGACGAUCAUUCGGAUGAUGAUAGUGGGCCUGACUUGGACACCGCAAGUGAGGAUUCGCACAAGUCGUCUUGAUUUUUUGUGGUGUAAAUAUUGAGAUUAUUCAAGUAUUUUCGAAUUUCGAUUAUGUAUUUUCAUGUAUUUGUGGGGUAGCUUUGGACUUGGGUCUUUUUUGCGGUUCGUUUGAGUUAUGGACAAAUGUUUGAUACUGCGAUAAAUUUUAGAUGGA